AUGCAACUCGGCCAGCUUCUUGACACUCAAAAAAGACUCAACCCGGCGAACCCAGUACCGUUUCCGUUACUACUAAUGAAGACGGGCCGGGGGACCAGCGUCCCAAGGAAGCUCGUCAGCGGGGGCACGUUGUCGACCCCAAAGCCAAGCCGGGCUGGGAUGAAUGUUUCUGAGCGCAGCUUGCCUCCUCGGCUCAACGGGCCUCUCCUGCGAAUCCGCUCCAACGACAACCACGACUCCCGGCGAGUCGACUCCCUCUUUUAUGGCCCCGUGGACCCUGUCCUGGUUGACCCUUCCGUCAAUCAUUAUUACACCUUCCCCGCACUCGAAGAGGCCCUCAUGGCCCCCCUAAAUUGCUACGAAUGCAAGCUUUUCGACCCUGUCAUCCUUCAAUCCUCUUCGUUCAUCUAA
Molecule: messenger RNA, 411 nt
Organism: Puccinia triticina
Lineage: Eukaryota; Fungi; Basidiomycota; Pucciniomycetes; Pucciniales; Pucciniaceae
Exons: 2
Coding region: 1-411 (136 amino acids)
Source: RefSeq, a predicted model, not a curated record